Molecule: messenger RNA, 1420 nt
Organism: Seriola dumerili (greater amberjack)
Lineage: Eukaryota; Metazoa; Chordata; Actinopteri; Carangiformes; Carangidae
Product: probable G-protein coupled receptor 61
Exons: 1
Coding region: 17-1420 (467 amino acids)
Biological process (GO): G protein-coupled receptor signaling pathway
Cellular component (GO): signaling receptor complex; plasma membrane; endosome
Molecular function (GO): G protein-coupled receptor activity
Source: RefSeq, a predicted model, not a curated record
CUUAUCCCACCCUUCAAUGGAGCCGAUGUGGAACUCCUCCCACCCACCUCCACAGCUCAUGUCCAACAUGUCUGCCUCCUCUCUGCCUGAGGGCUGGGCUCUGUCCCAGUCGCUAGCCCUGCUGGCCAUGCUGCUCAUGGAUCUGCUGGCUGUGGUGGGUAAUGUGGCUGUCAUGGCGGUCAUUGCCAAGGCCCCACAGCUCCACAAGUUUGCCUUUGUCUUCCACCUGUGCGUGGUGGACCUGCUGGCAGCCCUGGUGCUGAUGCCCCUUGGCAUGCUCUCAAGCCGAGCGUUCUUCGGGGAGGCCCUGUGCCGGAGCUACCUCUUUCUCAGUGUGUGCCUGGUCAGCGCUGCCAUCCUCUCGAUCUCUGUCAUCAAUGUGGAGCGUUAUUACUACAUCAUACACCCUAUGCGCUAUGAAGUGAAGAUGACUGUUGGCCUGGUAGCAUCAGUGCUGGUGGGGAUAUGGGUCAAAGCCCUGGCCAUGUCUGCUCUGCCGCUGCUUGCUUGGUUCCUGCAAGGUGGAAAAACUCCUCUUUUGGAGAGUGGUGGGGUUGGAGGAGGAGGAGGUGGGGCUGUCCCAUCUCCCCCUGCUCAGGGUCACAGGCGCUGCUCACUGCAUUGGACAGGGGGAGGGUCAAACCGCUUGGCCUUCAUGGUCCUAUUUACUCUGGUCUAUUUCCUGUGUCCACUGCUUGUCAUUCUUGUUGUGUACUGCAAUGUGUUCAAAGUGGCUCGGGUAGCUGCCAUGCACCACGGGCCUCUGCCCACCUGGAUGGACACACCUCGUCGCCAGCGGUCGGAAUCACUCAGCAGCCGUUCCACUAUGGUUACCAGCUCUGGGACGGGGACAGGGACAGGAAGAGCCACUCCACAGCGCCCCUUUGGGGGAGGAAAGGCUGCAGCAGUGUUGGCGGCAGUAGGUGGGCAAUUCCUCUGUUGCUGGCUGCCCUACUUUACUUUCCACCUGUAUUCAGCACUGGCUGCCAGCCCCCCAGCCACACUGGCCUCUCUGGAGGAAGUGGUCACCUGGAUUGGCUACUUCUGCUUUACCUCCAAUCCCUUCUUCUAUGGCUGUCUCAACAGACAGAUCCGGGAGGAGCUGGGCAAGCAUCUGCCUUGUCUGUUUCGUCGAGCAGGGGUUGAGGUGGAGGACAGACUGCCCAGCCGUGAAGGAUCCAUAGAGGAGAAUUUCCUUCAGUUUCUUCAGGGCACCGGCUGCAACUUGGAUCCUCAAAACUCUCACAGCACCUCCAGUCCUAAGGGGGAGGCCUGCUGCCCCAUGGCUCAGUCCCAACCAACUGAGCCAGCACAGCCGAUACCCAUUGAUUUCCGUAUCCCUGGACAAAUUGCAGAGGAGACUUCAGAGUUUAUUGAGACUGAACAGGUGAAAAACAACCACAUAUAUACAGACAAUUAA